This is a messenger RNA of Neolamprologus brichardi, 4327 nucleotides long. It is a transcript of the gene afap1l1a, whose product is annotated as actin filament associated protein 1 like 1a. NCBI's taxonomy places the organism in Eukaryota, Metazoa, Chordata, Actinopteri, Cichliformes, Cichlidae. Gene Ontology annotation, cellular component: cytosol. Gene Ontology annotation, molecular function: SH3 domain binding. The record is from RefSeq and is a predicted model, not a curated record.
AUGGAGGAAGGGAGAGGUAAAGGGAGUGUGAAUUCAGCAGAUGGUAGCUCACCUCCGCUACAGACUUCACAGGACAGAGCACAAAGGGUGUCUUUGACUCUGGAGUAUCUCUUUUGUGUAUGAAUGAGCCAAUUAGAGAAUGGUGGGACUGUCAUCCACUGCCCGUGAAGCAAUGGAGGUGUUGGUGAGUGAGCUGGGCGUGCUGCUGAAGAUGCUGGACCAGGAGAACCUCAGCUCCACUACCCAGGAGAAGAAGACCUCAGUGCGGAACCUCCUGCAGCAGAUAGAGCCAUCAGUGUCAGGAACAGACUAUAUCUACAUGAACUCAUCAGUGUACAGAAAUGGCACGAGCUUUGUAGAGUCUCUCUUUGAGACAUUUGAUUGUGAGCUUGGAGACCUAAAGGAUGUUUCUGAUGAUGUGAAAGAAAACAAGAAUGCACAAACUGAAACUUUGAAAAAGAGCUGUGCCGCCCCACACUCAGCUGACUCGCCACCCCCGCUGCCCACAACCCCUCCUCCGGAGGAGUACUACGAAGAGGCAGUGCCCCUGAGCCCUGGCAAGAUGCCUGAGUAUAUAAUAACAAGAGUAAGGUCCAGCCCUCCUAACUCUAUAGAAGAUGGCUAUGAAGAUACAGAAAACCAAUACCCCACUACCUGCUCAAACUUACGUCGCAAAAACUCCUACAAUGAUUCUGAUGCUUUGAGCAGUUCUUACGAGUCCUACGAGGAAGACGAGGAAGAGAGGAGCCCGAGCGUCCGGCUUACUCAUCAGUGGCCCUCCGAUGAGAGCUCCAUGCCUCCUGCCAGGGACUGUCGCAUUUGUGCCUUCCUGCUGCGUAAAAAACGCUUUGGGCAGUGGGCCAAGCAGCUCACUGUCAUACGGGACAACAGGCUACAAUGUUAUAAGAGUUCCAAAGACAUGUCCCCCUACGUGGACCUGCUGCUGCCCCAAUGCACUGUAGUCUACGUCCCCAAAGACACCAAGAGGAAGCAUCACGAGCUUCGCUUUACCUUACCCAAUGGAGACGCGCUGGUGCUUGCGGUACAGAGCAAAGAGCAGGCCCACACGUGGCUUACGGUUGUCAGAGAGGUGAGCAGUCAGAGCGCAGCGCCCGAGGAAUCGGCAUCUCCUGUCAUUCUCAGAAAAUGUGAACUUGAUAAGAGGUUGUCUGCGGAGAGGAACACAUCGGAUUCAGACAGUGUGGGCGUGUCAGCUGGAGAGAACUGCAGAGAGAAUGGUAAGGUGAAACGGGGUCCUUUUGCUGCGGGGCGUAAGAUCACACGCAUCAUCAGCUUCUCAAAGAAGAAGUCCACUCGGACAAGUGACCCACGGACAUACAGCGAUCCUCGGCAAGGCCAUUUGUCAGUGCUGGUGAACCAGGUGUGGCGGGAGCAGUGGUGCUGCGUGUGCAGAGGUGCCCUGCACUUCUACCACGACAAAGGAGAUCCUCGGAUGUCUCUCCCUUCGCUUCCUCUCCACAGCUGCGAGGUGGUUCCGGGACUCGGACCCAAGCACCCCUUUGCCUUCCGUGUCUUACGGGACAGCACAGAAGUGGCUGCCCUGGAGGCAAGCAGCUCAGAGGAGCUUGGACGGUGGCUCGGUCUCCUCCUGGCAGAAAUGGGCUCUGCGACAGACCCAGAAUCACUGCAUUACGACUAUGUAGAUGUGGAAACCAUUGCUAACAUCCGUGAUGCUGCGCGGCAUUCCUUCCUGUGGGCUACCUCCUCCAGCAGCACCUCCACAGAUUCUAGAACAUACGACGAGGUACCUAACGAGGAUCUGCAGUCAGGAGAGAACCGCAGGCAGCAGUCUGGGAAUACAGGGAAACGGCGCUCAAGUUUCUCAAGCAGCGACUCUGACAGAACCAAGCCAUUAGUCUCCCUGAAGCGAAUAGGCUCACAUACCAGCCAGUACGGAAGGUAUGGGAAAACGCGAGCAGAAGAAGAUGCCAAACGCUACCUCAGAGAAAAAGAGGAGCUGGAGAAAGAGCGAGAUGGCAUACGUAAUGCACUAGUAACCCUCCGACAGCAGAAGAGAGAGCUGAAAGAAGAGCUGAAGACAGCUGCAGAUAAGAGGAAGUCCUUCCUGAACAAGCGUGUGGCUCAGUUGGAGGAGGCCUGUCGAGCUAAAGAGGCAGAGAGGGUGGACCUGGAACUUCGACUGACUCAGGUCAAAGAAAACCUCAAUAAGAGCCUGGCAGGAGGAACCCUGGGGGCAUCAGCGGAGGCUAAACCUCCUGUUCAGGCUUCUAGCAAGAAGAUCCAGAAUAUCUACAGUGAUUCUUUACCAGUAAAUUGUGCCGCAGAGCUGCGUAGGAGGCCACCGUCUGUUUACGCUUCUUGUACUGGAACUGUCAUGCAGAAAGCAAAGGAAUGGGAGUCAAAGAAAGGAACCUAGGAGGACGAGGGAAAUAAUGCAUAUCUGGAAGAGACUUUGGACACUUUGCCUAAAAUUUGCCAUUUAUAAAUGAAAGUCAAGACUUGUUUCCUUUUUGGACUGCUGAGAAACUGCAUAAACAGUAAUGAAAGAAAUCAGCCACUAGGUGGUGGUACAGCUUACUGAAUAUUUCCAAUGACUGCUUACGGUCUGUAGCCAAGUAUUUUCACUUUCUGGAAAGGUGCAGUUUAAAAUUUUGGAAAAGGAAAAAAAAAAAUCAAGAAGGGUAAGUUCAGCAGAGAAAGGCAACAUAAAAGUAUGGAAAGCACUACAAAUGAAUAAAAUGUAGUGUGGAAAAGAGCCAGAAAUGUUUAAAUGGUGUCGUGAGGGGAAAAAAGAAGACCAAAGCAAUGUGACGUAUUGGAAGCUUUGAGAAUGAAAGACAGUUUAAGCCAUGAUGUGCCUUUUAGGUGAUAUAAUCUUUUUUGUUUUGCCUGUACAUAAUGAGCGCCAACUACUGUUCUAUAUGUGUUUGUACUUAAAAUACUGUACAAUGUUUCAUUUCUCAUCAUAAGUGUGCAAAAGCUUUAGGCACACUUUUCCAAGGUAAUUGGCAGGUAUGUUCCUCUGGGGGUUCAGGCUCUCUGAGUUGCAUCAAGUAAUCCCAUAGUGACUCUCUAAUCUUCAGAUAAUGCCAUCUGCUGCAGCAGUCUCUCUAUUUCUUGAUGUUUUUUUAAUGACUCCGCAGUGGCUCAUAUCCCUAAUGUUGCUACUCCUUUUAAGUGCCUAAAACUUUUUGUGCAUUUUUCUACCUGAAGUCAGUAUUCGGGUACGUGCCAUAGAGGAGUAAAUCCAUGCUUGUCCUGAUCAACCUCUUUGGCACACAUUUAAAUACAGCUGAAUACUUACAUUACAGAUCAUUGAGUUACUAACAAAGUGGUGCUAUCAGUGAUAGAAAUCUGUCUUUUCCUUUUAAUGAAAUCAUCAAAUGUCAUUUUAACACCUUCCUUACCAAACCUGUGGUCGCCUGUUGCACUUUACUGUUCUCGUACCCAAGAGGGAAUAAUAAAUGUGUGUCUUAUUUUCCCAAACAAUUCCUGUUUAAUUAACUUGUUACUAAGCACAGACUGAAUUUCCUUCUCAUAUAAAUGCACCGACACAUUCCAGUCACUGAUGUAGUCUUUUAAUUUCACAUUGUACGGCGAAACAUAAUCAUACAGUAUAUGGUCUCAUGCAAACAAUGCAUAGCAACCAACUGUGUGGUGCUGUUCAGCAUCCUAUUCAUUCUAAACUCUUCCUCAUUUGAUCUAUGGAUUGGUCAGUAGACAAUACAGGCUUUGCAUUACCACUCUUACAUGCUGAUGUGCUGGGAGCCAACUCUUUGCACACAAUCAAUAACGGCCUUUGUUGCAGAGCGUAGUCCGGACCAAUUGAUUUUUCGCCAUCCAAUAAAUAAGCUGUGUCAGGUCCGUUCGUAAUCAGACCAUGGUGACUGGUGUUGGAUCUUAAAUGAGGAGGUAGAGCAGCUUCAGGUUGGUGAAAUUAAGCUUUCCACGGCUUGGAAUGAGCACUUACAGAAAGAGAUAAUAAAGCCAGUACAGGAUAUUGACAAAGAGGAAUGCUGUGGGGAAAACUGUGCGGGCAUAGCGAUCAAUGUUGUGUGGAUUUUCCACAAUGAAGACAGAUGCCGCCUUACGUGAUGCGUCUCUCACUGACGACAAGCCGCAGCCCUGAUUUGGCGCCUUCUCUUUUGUUCCUGUAUGGUUCUUGGUGUCGCUGUUCGCUGACUGCUCCGUGGAGUCCUCUGCGGUGGAGCCGAUCUCCACGGACUGAUUUGGUUGGCUGGAGCUGACGAUGGGGAUAGAGCCAUUUCCAUUAGACUCGCUGAGCUCCCUCAGAAGGUCCUGUUACAUGGACAGAUAAACCGAUGGAUUGAUGUUUACAGUAACA